AUGGUGAAUAUACAGAAGAAGCUCGAAAAGAUUCAGCAGGAGCAGCCGACCAUCCACGAGGUAAAUAAGGACAGGCUGAGCGAAAUACUAUCUGUGGUUCAGGCAAAAAAGUACCAGGACCCCUCCACAUACUAUCCCCAGUCUCCUCUUUCGAGAAUGCUUCCAAAUUGCUAUCCAAAAGCACCGAAUGAGGGAAUCUUCAAAGUUAAUAUAGAGGAUAUGAAAAUGGACAACCUCCACGAAGAGACACUUUUCUAUAUUUUCUAUACAUUUCCGGGCGACAAGUUGCAGACCAAGGCAUAUGAUAACAUCCUCAAGAGAAAAUACAUCUUCUGCAGGAUGUACAAAUGUUUUGUUACAUUCAACUCUCCAGCAAUCGCCGACCAUGUCAAGAGACUCAUUGUGAUGUUCGACCCGUUCAGCUGGUCGAAGGUGUCGAUAGAAGUUGUUUUUGAUGAAAAAUUCAUCAGGUCUCUUGAAAGAUAA
This is a messenger RNA of Encephalitozoon intestinalis ATCC 50506, 486 nucleotides long. RefSeq names its product general negative regulator of transcription. The record is from RefSeq and is a predicted model, not a curated record. Gene Ontology annotation, biological process: regulation of DNA-templated transcription. Lineage: Eukaryota; Fungi; Microsporidia; Unikaryonidae. The transcript has a single exon. Bases 1 to 486 code for a protein of 161 amino acids.